AUGGCUGAAACAUAUGCAACUACCACAAUCAUUUUUCAUGUUCCUCAUACCGCACAGGAGCAGUGCAUACAUGCUGAUGACGUGGCACACCUGCAUCAGCAGCAGCACCAGCAGCAGCAGCAGCAGCACGUUGCUGCCGCUGAUGUGGCGGCCCACCAGCCAAGCCCUACUCCAGCUGACAUGGCCCAAGAGCAACAGGGUGCUGCCAGCAAGAGCAACAGCAGCACCAUCCCGUUGCCCCAAGCCAAGCUAACUCUCUUAAAGAGACCCUCAGGCCCUUCAGGCAAGCUGUGUCAGGCGAAGCUGCAAUUCAAACGCGUCAAGACCGCAGCUGCCUAG
Molecule: messenger RNA, 339 nt
Organism: Closterium sp. Yama58-4
Lineage: Eukaryota; Viridiplantae; Streptophyta; Zygnematophyceae; Desmidiales; Closteriaceae
Source: the annotation of a GenBank genome assembly